Penicillium cinerascens is the source of this 1851-nucleotide messenger RNA. RefSeq lists its product as uncharacterized. NCBI's taxonomy places the organism in Eukaryota, Fungi, Ascomycota, Eurotiomycetes, Eurotiales, Aspergillaceae. The record is from RefSeq and is a predicted model, not a curated record. Gene Ontology annotation, molecular function: nucleic acid binding. The transcript is spliced from 4 exons. The coding region runs from base 1 to 1851 and encodes 616 amino acids.
AUGGCCCGCCAUGGGAAAGCGAAGGCCCGCGUCAAGCGGGGCCCAAAGAUGGCGUCCAAGCCAUCGCCACAUCAAUUUACCAUGCAACAGGAGGCGCUCAACACCGAGACACACACUCGACUAUGGUCAAAUAGUAACCUUCGCCACAAGGCUGUCAAAUUUGUGAGCGCAGGUGAAUUGCAACGGAGCGAACCCGAAGAUGCCAGCCCGGACGAUCGUCGUGAGCCUAGUCAAACAGAGGCCGGCCCGGAGGCGACAAAGCCCGAGAUAGAAGAGCCCUGGGUCCCGACCGACGAUGUCCUCGAAGGCACCUUCUUUUUCGACUCAACAGGGCAACAAACCAUCGAUACAGGACUUCCAAACCCAACGCCGCGAUCAGAACCGAGCGACUCCGAUGACUCAAGCGAGGAUGAAGUUGUUUUUAUGGGGCGCAAGAAUAACCAGAAGCCUAUUGUGAUAGAAACCGACAACAAUGAGCUCCAGGGAAUACUGCGCACUGCAUCCGAAAACCGUCUAACACCCGUCGAUCUGGAGGUGAAUACACCUACGCAUUCGGACGUCCUGUCAGAACACGGUCAAAACAUCACCUCGCCAGACAUGCGACAAAGAAGCGGUUAUUCCGAGGAGGAAAACGAUCCGCUAGCGGACUAUAUCGCCAAUAUGGAUCGUCAUUACCAUUCAAACGAGGGCUCGGAUUCCUACGUACAUAUCGAAGCAGGAGGGGGCAUUGGCGUUCGCCAUGCUCCUGCAGACCCAGGGUCGCUGAGUUCCAGCAUCCUUGAACCCGAAGCCGAACUGGCAAGAGCCCGUGCAGAAGAGAACGACGAGGCUCAAGUCCAAAGCUCGAUCAAUGUCUUGUCUAGAAUGUACCUCGAUACGGAACCGGAAGCAGCCGUAAGCUCAGACGACGACCUUGCCGAGUUAGACUCCGGCGAUUCCGAUUUGGACAUGGAGGAAGGAGAUAUUGACACUGAGCUUCUUGAAGAGCUUGCCAUCAGGUACUCCACGCAGAGGACCAAUGGUAGCCGUCCGGGGAAUCAUGGAUUCGCGUCGGCGACAGCAUUUGCAGACGCACUCGAGGCUGACCCUUAUUAUGGCCUUGAUAUCAUGGACUUCAAGAGGCCCAGCCUGCAGAAAAAGGGCAAAGGCAAAAAAGCACCUGCGCUGGAUCUAAUGCUUUCCGACAGCGAUCUCGAAUUUAACCUGCAAGAGGCAUGGCAAACCGACCGCAAGAAAAAGAAGGCUAAGAAGAAGGAACGAGAAGAGCUUCGCUCUCAAGGAUUACUGGGCAGAGACUCUGGGGAUGCGGACUUGAAGGUCAAGUACUCCAAGGGGAUGAACCUGGAGGAAUUGAUAACUGAAAUGCGAACUUUCCUACUGUCAUCCAAGACCAGUCUAUCGCUGCCACCCAUGAGCAAGAACCAUCGAAAGACGAUACAUGAGCUGGCUAAUGCCUUGAAUCUGAAGUCGCAAUCCCGCGGCAAUGGGCCUGCGCGGUUCCCAAUACUCGUCAAAACCUCUCGCACCCCAUCGUACACGCCCAAAACCAUUUCCAGAGUCGACCAUCUGUUAUCCGGGCGAAAACUGAAUCGCCGGCUUUUCCACUCCUGGGGCUCAGAUGGGCCGAAACCAACCAAGAGCAAGCGAGGAGCCGUCGGUGGAGCCGUCUCGUACAUGGAGGGGGAUGUGGUUGGUGCCUCUGCGCCAGAGAUCGGAGCAGAGAAUCGGGGGCGAGCAAUGUUGGAGAAAAUGGGAUGGAGCAGCGGCACUGCACUCGGAGCCUCCAAUAACAAGGGUAUCCUUCAGCCCGUUGCGCAAGUGGUGAAGAACUCUCGGGCCGGUCUUGGAUAA